UUCAUUUUUAAUUUAAAAAAUCCUUUAAACAAACGCCUAGGUUUCGUAACAGCUGAAGAGUUAAAGGAUUCCUUUGAACAUUUAUGUGCCAUGGCUCAAAGACAAACUUUUCCAUUAGAAUACAAAUUGCUAAAGCAACACAAGAAACUAAACACUAAAUCUAAAAUUUUGUCACUUUCUCCAUUCAUAGACUCGCGAAAUAUAAUUAGAGUUGGAGGUAGGAUUCAGGCAUCAAACUGUCCCUUUGAGAAAAAGCAUCCCAUACUGCUUGACGCUGCCCAUCAUUUAACGAAAUUAAUUUUCGAGCGCGAGCACCUUCGACUCAUGCAUGCCGGUCCGCAAUUACUAUUAGCUUCGGUAAGAGAUACAGUGUGGCCUAUAAAUGGGCGACGUCUCGCUCGCCAAACAGUGCAUAACUGUGGAACAUGCAGAAGGUUUAGUGGUAAAACAUUCAUACCAAAAAUGGGAAAUUUACCGGCACAACGUAUUACGCCUGACUUCCCUUUUAUAUCGGUUGGCCUAGAUUUUGCGGGUCCGUUCCUAAUCCUUAACCGAAAGGGAAGUGGAUCGAGACUAAUUAAAUGUUAUUUAUGCAUUUUUAUUUGCAUGCGAUAUAAAUGCAUUCAUUUAGAAGCAGUGAGCGGCUUAUCGAAAAAUGAUUUUAUUCUGACACUGCGCCGGUUCAUAUCGCGUCGCGGUAAGCCGGCGGAAAUAUUCUCCGACAACGGUCGAAAUUUCGUGGGGGCAGCUAACGAACUAGGUACAUACUUAAGAACUAACAAUGCCUCUCUUUCUGACUUUGCUGCUCAAGAAGGAAUCAAAUUUCAUUUCAUUCCCGCUUACUCUCCUCACUUCGGUGGUCUUUGGGAAUCGGGUAUAAAAUCCGCUAAACACCACAUCAAGCGUGUGAUAGGCGAUAGCCAUCUAACCUUUGAGGAACUACAAACUUUAUUUGCACAAGUGGAGGCAAUACUUAACAGCCGUCCCUUGGGUCCUUUAUCCUCCAGUCCUGACGACCUUUUACCUUUGUCCCCAGGACACUUCCUCAUUGGACGACCACUAACAUCGUUUCCAUCGCCUGAUGUUCAAAAUUUGAACUCAAACAAGCUGCAACGCUAUCAACGUCUUGAACAAAUGCGACAACAUUUCUGGACAAGGUGGCAAAGAGAGUAUAUCUCCGAAUUACAACAACGGCAAAGAUGGACCCAAGAAACUGCAAAUGUCAAAAUUGGUGAUCUUGUUUUAAUAAAAGAAGAUAACACGCCACCAUUAUGCUGGCGCCUUGGAAGGGUUUCGCAGACAUUCCCAGGACCUGAUGGCAUAACCAGAGUGGCGGAAAUUCGUACUGCGACGGGGAGCAUACGGCGGUCACUCAUUCGUCUAUGUCCUUUAUUCAAUGGCCAAGAAACCUAGGAGUGUUGAAAGAAGACUCUUUCAACGGGGGGGAGUAUGUCGCGGCGCCUGACGCGUUCGCCACAGCAAGCUAGCCAAAACAUUUACUACUACCGGCACCACGCGCUGACAGCAUUCAACAACAGUCUGAAGAUACCUCCCAAUAAUGAGUAUUGACAAGACCUUCCUUUUGUCGAGAAAGGUCACAUUCCAAGAUUC
Messenger RNA from Bombyx mandarina (wild silkworm), 1611 nucleotides. RefSeq lists its product as uncharacterized. Gene Ontology annotation, molecular function: nucleic acid binding. Gene Ontology annotation, biological process: DNA integration. NCBI's taxonomy places the organism in Eukaryota, Metazoa, Arthropoda, Insecta, Lepidoptera, Bombycidae. The record is from RefSeq and is a predicted model, not a curated record.